AUGUCGGCGGAGGCACCGGCUUCAGCACCCUUCGUUGGCCUUCUAUACCUAUUUGUUAGCCUCUUCCCAAUACCUUUUCAGCUACUGGUUAUGUUUGUAAGUUGAAUUUGGAAAUUAAUUUUUUUAUGUUUAGGGGUGGAUUUUAAAUUUUUUUUAAUAUUUUUAAUUUUAAAGGGGUUUUUAGGUAACAAAAUUAAUUUUAAAGCUCAUUUUUGGCUAAAAAAGGUAUUUUAAAGACGGUUUUAGGUAACAAAAUGUUUAAAAAUGUAUUUUAAAGAAGCUUUUAGGUGAGAAAAGUGCUUGAAAAGGAACUUUAGGUAACAAAAAACAUAAAAAACUACUUCAAAACUAAAAAAACUCUAUUUCAGGGCAUUAUAAAAUCCAAACUGGUCCGUUCCCGACCAGCCUACUUCAUAAUGUUCGUACUAUCAGUAGUCGAAACUGGCCAGCUACUAGUUCACGCCUCGACUGGUGGCUUUCUAAUAGCACGUCACGAGAUCCCCGAGACCGUGAACGCUGCCAUGUCACACAUAAUGCUACCCCUAUGGCUGAGUAUGGUAUUCCUGCACGUACACCUCAGCAUGAACCGAGUAUUAGUGAUUACGGUAAACAAAUGCGCUUCGACGGAUGGUUACUGUAGUUACAGUAACUUUUUGACGUUUUUCUGUUGUGUUAUCGGUACGGUAGUGGGUUACGGUUGUCAUGUGGAUCAAAUGAGGUUUCAUCUGUCCAUUAUGGCGUGGGCUUCGAAUCCGGAUUCGUCGUGGCUGGUUACUGCCUUGUAUUACAUACAACUACUAUUGCCGGUGGUGGGGAUUGUGAAUUGCUUGGCGAUUGUUUGUGUUAUCAUGAGAAAGGUUGGUUUUGAAUUUUCAAAUUUUUUAAAAUAAAAUUGUUUUUUUUUGAAAAAAAUGUCAUUGUAAGCACCGGCUAGGGCUAUUAUAGGAUAAAAACUCGCUUUCAAACCAAAAUUUUUUAAAAAUUUUUAAGUAAAAUUAAAAUUUUUAGCGCCGCCGUUUCCAAAACCACUCAAAUAUCAUCGGUUCUACCGAAGUUCGGAUCUUUUUUCAUUCGAGUAUAGCCUUCUUUCUAACGGCCGCCAAUAUCUUCUUAUGGUUUCCACUGAAUCGCCUGUUUGAUAGUGUUAUCAUAAUCAAUGUUCUGGUCAAUUUGGAAUGGAUAUUAAUCUGCGCUUUGCCACCGUUUUUAACAUUGAUUUUUAAUACGUAGGUUAAUUUAAAAUUUAAAAAAUAGUACAGUAGAACUCCUAUACACCAAAUUGCUUAAAGUUUGGGAUAGGGGAGGUCGGUAUAGAGGAGUUCUUCAUUGAGGAGGUCGUUACCGAAGACUUCGAUAUAGAGAAGUUUCACUAUCUAUUAGGUGACGACAGAAAGAACCCGCCAUACUUUUCCUGUAAUUUCCUGUAACAAAUGGCGGGUUAUUUAUGUCGGCACCUAAUAGUGCUAAAGCCCUCGUACUUAGGGCCGCGCGCUGGGGGUGGACGGGGGGGGAGGGGGGGGGGACCCCAAAAAAAAAUUUUCGAAAAAAGUUUGAAGUGGUCCCCCCCCUGUGGAUUUUUUGAAUAAAUUUUUUCGACCCCCGCCUCUAGACCAAAAGUCCCCGUCCGGCCCUGCUCGUACUACUGAAUUACGAUACAGUAAAAAAGACCCAGAUAACCCCGAAUAACUCAAAAAAUUUCAGUGAAAUCAGAGAUACGAUAAUCGAUUCGUUCGGUGAAAAAGCGCGCAUCUUCCUCUUGACGGAUCAUCCCAAACGAAACAACAAAUGUAAAUUACUUGUGAAUAACGGAACGGGAACUCCCGUCUGA
Bursaphelenchus okinawaensis is the source of this 1828-nucleotide messenger RNA. The record is from the annotation of a GenBank genome assembly. Lineage: Eukaryota; Metazoa; Nematoda; Chromadorea; Rhabditida; Aphelenchoididae.